Molecule: messenger RNA, 3293 nt
Organism: [Torrubiella] hemipterigena
Lineage: Eukaryota; Fungi; Ascomycota; Sordariomycetes; Hypocreales; Clavicipitaceae
Source: the annotation of a GenBank genome assembly
UGGAAAUGCACACAUAACCAAAUAUCUAUCUUCAGCCCCUUCCCACAACUGCACGUGGAUACUCUUAAAAAAUGGCGUGCAAAAUGCUGCAGCCUGCUUCGUUUGUUUUGCUUGUUCCUGUGAAACUUGGAUGGCGUCAACGCCACUUCUACAGCCGCAAAAUAUUCUAACCUAAAAAUACAUCUCCGGCUUGCUUUACUAGUUGCAGCUUGCCACGUUGUGUCCCCGAUCCCCUCACUCUGCAUAUCGUCUGCUCUCAAGAACCCUUUACCCGCCUCUCUAGAGCCAAAUCCACAGCGGUUAAGCAAAUGCCAAGCGGGCUUAUCAGAUACUAGGCGGCGAUCACGCCGUUUCCCUUAUUUCUAACAGCCAACUUAGACCUCUUUGCCCGUGACGGCAAGCCCGUCGUCCCGCCCCUCGGCGCCGUAGCAAGCCGCACCGCUGCCGAUCAGCGGUGCAGAAUUAAAACAAGCAUGGCAGCAUAGAUAGCUUAACUAUGAGACUACGCAGUCGGCAUAUCUUUCGCGUGCUCCCGCCCGCGUGGCACCGUUGCAUCAGAGGCGGGCUGCGAGAUCAUCUCCGCGGCCAAGAGCCCCUCCGGAGAUGCUUCAUUCCCCCUGGGCAGCAGAACACGCGAAAAAGAAGCGUGAAGCGUUUUUUUUCUCUGUCAAUAUUUCAGGGUCUAGCGAAACCGUUCUUACUCGUUUUUUCGGUGACCCAGAAAAAGGGGGGUGUUUCUGCACGACUUGUUGCGUGCUCAACUGGUAUUAUAUGGUCGUAGGGAUGCGCCGCAUGGUUUAGCGACUUACAUUAUACCUAGAGCCUUCGUUUUCUUUUCUUUUCUUCUAUUUCCGCUCUUUUCCCACCUUCUCUCUGUUUUCUUUCUUUUACCAGACUGGCACAAGAUACUACGACUGCGACUCGGUUCACUGCAUCUCGACAUUAAACAAACACGAUGGACCCUGCGCCGUCGCCCGAUUCCUCGGCGCCAUUGUCGGCACCAAAGUCGACUGGCGAGAUUCACACACUUAGUGUUGUUAUUACGAUUGUAGCCACGCUUUCUGCUACCGGCGCAGCAUGGAUGAUUAUGGGUUUUGUUUUGAACAAGUCUCUCCGAAGUUUCAGACAUCAGCUGGUCUUAGGACUAGCAGUUAGCGAUCUUUGCAUGGCGAUAAACUUUCUGUCAUCCGCGGCAGCGAACCUUAGCGGCAACAAUAUCGGCUUAGGAAGAAUGAAGACGUUCUGCAGCUUCAACGGCUUCAUGAUUCAAACCUUUGUAGACCAGACGGAUUAUUGGGUGCUUUGCAUCGCCGCAUGCACAUUUAUCAUGGUCAGCGAACGAAAAUCGCUGUCGAAUUGGAUCCAAACCUAUAGAGUCGUUAUUUUCGCUAUUCCAUGGAUCUUGUCACUGCUCUGGGCGACACUUGGCCUGUCGCUUGUUGGCUACGGCAGCAUCGGUGCUUGGUGCUGGUUUACAAGCGACAAGACACGACUUUUGGUCAACUUUUUGCCAAGAUGGAUCAUCAUCGCCCUCAUGCUUGCCUUGUACAUCCGUCUUUACUUUGUCAUUCACCGUGCCCACAAGAACUUUGUGUCCAUUGACGAUGGCGACUACGAGAUGGGCUCUCGAUUCAAGUCAUCCACUACAGCCACUGUCACUGCAACAGCGACUGGCCCCUCUACACCAACCACGGCCUCUGAUGCUCCUGGCGUGGCGCCGAGGAGAAGGGCAAUCCGAAGCAAGACAGCCGCUCCAGAUUUGCAAAGACUCGCCUACCAAAUGAUGCUGUACCCACUCGUGUAUAUUCUUGUUUGGUCUCUUCCAACAAGCAUUAGAAUUUACCAAGCCGUGACGGGAAAAUCUGCCCCGUUUACGAUUGCUACCAUCGAUGAGUCUUGCAUCGUUAUUCAAGGCCUUCUUGAUGCCAUUGUUUAUGGGUGCAAUGAAAAGACAUUUGCGGGAUGGAAAGCGGCGUUUACAAGAAAAAAAUGUCUUUGAUUUACAACUUUUGCUGCGUUAUAGAUUUCUUUUAUAGACGGCAGUGCAUCUGUCAACACAUGCAGACAAUGCCUGCUACUUGCUCAAAAUGUUCUCGAUAAGAUUAGACGGCUCGUCGAAAAAGUCAGCCACAACGAUUCCCAGCCUCUUGCCCUUUUUCGUUUCCAAGUAUUCAUUGACUUGCUGGUUUACGCCGCCUUUGGGAGUGCUGCCAUUGCCAAUCCCAAGUGCCAUUGCUCGUGGUGUCAUACUAGGAUCAUUGAACAAGUGCUCCGAAGACAAAAAGGUAAUGAACAAAUCAUCGGGGGCAUUUCCAUUAGUAGCAAAGUUCAGGUGAGAUACAGACGCCUUGACUUUGAUAUCAAUGUUGUCGGCGGCCGUGACGUUGGUUGCUGGGUCUCCCACUUCAUAGUUGUCCUCGAUGUACGCCGUCGCGCCAGUGGUGUCGUUGUAGAUGAGAGUAAUGUUGGCCCCGUUGUCUGUCCAUCGGCUAGGUGACAGAUGAAGACCUGGGAUCUCAAUAUCUUGCGAUGCCGCCAAAAACUCAAUAUCGAAUCGCUUCAUGAGCACAAUCUUGCCGCGAACUUCGCCAAGCGUGCCAAGCCGGCCCGAUUCCUGCCAGAUAUAUUUCUUGGCGGCCGGAGAUGUCAGCAUGUCAAACAUGAGCUGCUCAAACUGCUUAUUGUGUGAUGCACCCGGAAUAGUGCCGCCCUGAUACUGAAAUGACAGCAACAGUGUCUCUGAUGGAUGGUGAUCCAGCCAUGCAUAAAAGGCAAACAUGAGGUCUUCUAUAGACGCCAGCUGUGACGCCUCAACAGCGCCAUGCCAUAUAGUGAGAUAUGUGCGAGUAGGGUCGAGAGCUGGACGCAAGUCAAAGAAUCGAAUCCCUGAGUUAAGCAUAUCUGCUAGAGACUUUUGCUGGCACUGAAAGUCCUGCGGAUCGGUAAUGUUGUUGUCCACGUAAAUGUCCUUCAUAAGCGGCAGGGUAAAGUUCCACGUCCCGCUGUCGUGCGUGCCGGGAAUGUUCAUAUGCACCAGGGGCGUACUAUCAGAUAUCUGCUUCAUCCAUUCCGAUGUGCCGCCUUUGGAGGAGAGUGCCGAUUCAUAGUCGCCAAAGAGCUGCGUGCUAUCCUGUAGGAUCUUGUCGAGGGCAAAGUCGCGUAGUGAGCGGCACUGUGAGGAGGCGACAGCAAUGCCUGCAGCCAGAAGGGCCCUGUAAAGAAACAUGAUAUUCGCGAUUUAUGGCGUAACUGCCAAAGCCAACCGUUUUUUGUCAACUAUUGCAAUUGUCCAG